CUGUCCUUGGUAGCAGGCUCCCUGGGCUACACUUCACCACCAUGUCUGUUCGAUACACCUCCAGCAGCAAGCAGUACUCUUCCUCCCGCAGUGGAGGAGGAGGAGGAGGAGGAGGUGGUGGAUCAUCCAUCAGAGUUUCCAGCACCAAAGGCUCCCUUGGUGGAGGGUACAGCUCAGGGGGGUUCAGCGGCGGCUCCUUUAGCCGUGGGAGCUCUAGUGGCGGUUGCUUUGGGGGCUCAUCAGGUGGUUAUGGAGGGUUUGGAGGAGGCAGUUUUGGUGGCGGCUAUGGAGGAGGCAGCUUUGGUGGUGGCUAUGGAGGAGGCGGCUAUGGAGGAGGCAGCUUUGGAGGUGGCAGCUUCGGUGGUGGCAGCUUCGGUGGAGGUAGCUAUGGAGGAAGCUUUGGUGGUGGAUUCGGAGGAGAUGGUGGUGGACUUCUCUCUGGAAAUGAGAAGGUGACCAUGCAGAACCUGAACGACCGCCUGGCUUCCUACAUGGACAAAGUCCGGGCUCUGGAAGAGUCAAACUAUGAGCUGGAGGGUAAAAUCAAGGAGUGGUAUGAGAAGCAUGGCAACUCAAGCCAGCGAGAGCCCCGGGACUACAGCAAAUACUACAAAACCAUUGAGGACCUUAAAGGGCAGAUCCUCAACCUGACAACUGACAACGCCAACGUCCUGCUGCAGAUUGACAAUGCCAGACUGGCAGCUGAUGACUUCAGGCUGAAGUACGAGAAUGAGGUAGCCCUGCGCCAGAGCGUGGAGGCGGACAUCAAUGGCCUGCGCAGGGUGCUGGAUGAGCUGACCCUUAGCAAGGCUGACCUGGAGAUGCAGAUUGAAAGUUUGACUGAAGAGCUGGCUUACCUGAAGAAGAACCACGAAGAGGAAAUGAGGGACCUUCAAAAUGUGUCCACUGGUGAUGUGAAUGUGGAAAUGAACGCUGCCCCAGGGGUUGACCUGACUCAGCUGCUGAACAACAUGAGAAACCAAUACGAACAACUUGCAGAAAAGAAUCGCAAGGACGCAGAAGCCUGGUUCAAUGAGAAGAGCAAGGAACUCACCACAGAAAUCGACAGCAACAUUGAACAAAUGUCCAGCCAUAAGAGUGAAAUCACUGAAUUGAGACGUACUGUUCAGGGUCUGGAGAUCGAGCUACAGUCCCAGCUGGCCCUGAAACAAUCGCUGGAAGCCUCCUUGGCAGAAACAGAAGGUCGCUACUGCGUGCAGCUCUCCCAGAUUCAAAGCCAGAUCUCCGCCCUGGAGGAACAGCUCCAACAGAUUCGGGCUGAGACCGAGUGCCAGAACGCCGAGUACCAACAACUCCUAGACAUUAAGACCCGGCUGGAGAACGAGAUCCAGACCUACCGCAGCCUCCUAGAAGGAGAGGGAAGCUCCGGAGGCGGAUCCUACGGCGGCGGGCGCGGCGGCGGCGGCGGCGGCGGCGGCAGCCACGGCGGUAGCUACGGCGGCGGAAGCUCUGGUGGCGGAAGCUACGGCGGCGGAAGUUCCGGCGGCGGCGGCGGCAGCUACGGCGGCGGAAGCUCCGGCGGCGGUAGCCACGGAGGCAGUUCCGGUGGCGGUUACGGCGGCGGAAGUUCCAGCGGUGGUGGUCACGGCGGCAGUUCCGGUGGCGGCUACGGUGGCGGAAGUUCCGGCGGAGGCCAGAGCGGAAGCGGAGGGUUCAAGUCUUCCGGUUCCGGCGGCGGCGACCAAUCGUCUAAAGGCCCAAGAUACUAACAAAACCAGAGUGAUCAAGACGAUUAUUGAGGAGGUGACACCUGAGGGUAGAGUCCUUUCGUCUGUGAUUGAAUCAGAAACCAAGAAACACUUCUAUUAAGCUGCUUAGAAGAGUCUCUUCACACAGGCCACUGCACAGACGUGUGGAAAACAAAAUGUCCGAGAAAACACUUCUGUCUUGGUCUAUGGAAAUAGGUUCACUCCUUGAAAUUGAGGGUCUAAAAGGUGUUUUGUGGUUUCUGUAUUUCUUCUUUUCAUUUAUCAGAAAGUGUUCUUUUGUGGAGAGAAAGAAGAAAACUCUCUCAUCUACUAAUUAAUUUCUCAUUUACUAAUGAAUUUCAAUAAACUUUCUUACUGAUGCAAACUA
Molecule: messenger RNA, 2097 nt
Organism: Mastomys coucha (southern multimammate mouse)
Lineage: Eukaryota; Metazoa; Chordata; Mammalia; Rodentia; Muridae
Gene: Krt10
Product: keratin 10
Exons: 8
Coding region: 42-1730 (562 amino acids)
Cellular component (GO): keratin filament
Molecular function (GO): structural constituent of skin epidermis
Source: RefSeq, a predicted model, not a curated record